AUGGAUUCUCAAGACUUACAGAAUGCGAUCGAUUCGUCCAAAGACUUUAGUAUUUUGUUUCGCGAACUCAAACCACGCAAACGAUUGGCCGAACAGCCUAUCGUUGAGAUCCGAAAUCUGGCCAAUCAUUUGAUUAUAACACUGAACCGAACCAAACCGGCCGUACAAUUGUCGUUAAGGGAAGCCGUGUUCAAAGGGCCCACACAGGAGAGGAACUUCAGUCUCGAGUUGGAGGGACUCAACGAAACGAGUUGUGUUACUCAGGGAUACCUAACACUUAACUCUAACAUAUUUAAUGGAUAUCGAAAGGAUGGCGGACUUAUUAGAGCUGAAAGGGAUCGUAAGUUGACAGUGGAGUGUCACCCAAAGGGCAUCCGUAGUACUCUUCAUGAGGUGGAGUGUCCAUCAGUGAUGACUCAACCGCAGAGGAUAUUCCUCUCCAGAACUGUCAAAGAGAUUCCCACCACUUAUUAUACAGUGAACGGCAAGAGUAAAGAAACCGAUUAUCUAUUAAAAAUAUUUUCAGAACUUCAAGUGACGCUUAAAGAUCUCAAACGAUCGCUUGAGUUGCAGACCAGAGAAACCAAAUCGUUGCGACAAACAAUGGAAAGUUGUGACUUCUGUCGGGCGCGUUUAGUGACGGGUUGUGCGACAAAACCGUGUUUUGCUGGCGUUAGUUGUCUGGAUUUGCCAAAUGGCAGCUUUAGGUGCAGUGCCUGUCCUAAGGGCAUGACUGGAGACGGGAUUGAAUGCCAACGCAUAACAACGUGUAACGACAGGCCGUGUUAUAAAGGCGUUCAAUGUAUUGACGAUGAGGCGCAGGGUUUCCGAUGCGGUCCCUGUCCUAUGGGUUAUAAAGGAAACGGAAGGCAAUGCUCUCCAGCCAUAAGGUGUUCAGAUAAUCCGUGUUAUACUGGAGUAAAUUGUGUCAAUUAUGACAAACCUCCGGGCUAUCGGUGCGGCGCCUGUCCUCAAGGAUUGACCGGAAACGGAGUCACGUGCGCCGACAUCGACGAGUGCGAGUUGGGUCGACCCUGUCAUCCGCAUUCUUCGUGCAUAAAUCUCUCGCCCGGUUUCCGGUGCGGUCCGUGUCCUUCGGGUUACACCGGCAGACAAAUACAGGGAAUCGGUGUAGAGUUUGCGAGGGCUAACAAACAGUUAUGUCUUGAUGUGAAUGAAUGCGAUGACGGCCGCAAUGGAGGCUGCGUUGAGAACUCCCAAUGCAUUAACACUCAGGGCUCGUAUGUGUGCGGAGAAUGUAUUGAGGGCUUUGUUGGCAAUCAGACUAUGGGCUGUCACCCGCAUCCGGGCACGUGUCCCGACGGAACUAUAUGUGACGGAAACGCCGAGUGUAUUAUUCGGAGAGGAUAUUCGAGGUAUACCUGCAGAUGUAAAGUGGGUUUCGCAGGCGAUGGCAGGAUUUGCGGCCUCGACAGCGAUUUGGACGGUUGGCCCGAUCACAGCCUCCGAUGCUCUGACCCGCGAUGUGUUGCCGAUAAUUGUCCUCUAAUACCAAACAGUGGUCAGGAAGACGCCGAUAGGGAUCUGAUUGGCGACGCGUGCGAUGAAGACGCCGACAACGACGGCAUUAUUAACGAUCCCGACAACUGUCCGCUCGUCAGUAAUCCAAACCAAGAAGAUUCAGACGCCGACGGACCCGACACUCUGGGAAACGCGUGCGACAACUGCCCCACCAUUUCCAAUACGGAUCAACUGGACUCCGAUGGCGACGGUUUGGGUGAUCUCUGCGAUCCGGACGCCGAUAACGACGGUGUGAUUAAUAGUCAAGACAACUGUCCGUUAGUGGCGAACAGCGAUCAGUUAGACAGAGAUGGCGAUGGCGUGGGAGACAAGUGCGACAAUUGUCCACUUCAUGCAAAUUCAAAUCAAAAAGAUUCCGAUAAAGAUCUUGUGGGAGACGUUUGCGAUACUAAUUACGACAGAGAUUUUGACGGCAUUCAAGACAAUGUAGACAACUGCCCUGAAAUACCAAAUAGCGAUCAAUUGGAUUCAGAUGAGGACGGAUUAGGUGAUGUUUGCGACUUUGAUAAGGAUAACGAUGGCAUUAAAGACAAUGUAGAUAAUUGUCCACUCGUCUAUAAUCCGGACCAAAGAGAUACCAAUAAUACGGGUGUCGGCGACGCCUGUCGAGGAGACUUCGACGGCGACGGAGUGCCCGAUAAUCUGGACGUCUGUCCGGACAACAGAAAAGUUUACGCCACAGACUUCAGAGCUUAUCAAACGGUGGUAUUGGAUCCGGAGGGGGAGUCUCAGAUAGACCCGCAUUGGGUUAUCUAUAACAAGGGGGCGGAAGUGGUGCAGACAAUGAACAGCGAUCCGGGACUGGCCGUCGGGUUUCACUCGUUCGGUGGCGUCGACUUUGAGGGCACGUUCUUCGUGGACACGGAGAUCGAUGACGAUUACGUGGGCUUUGUGUUCAGCUAUCAGGACAACUCACACUUCUAUACAGUGAUGUGGAAGAAGAACACACAGACCUAUUGGCAGGCGACCCCAUUCAGGGCGGUCGCCGAACCGGGCAUUCAACUCAAACUGGUCACCUCUGGGACGGGUCCGGGACAGAUGCUCCGCAACUCUCUUUGGCACACCGGACACACCGAGGAUCAGGUGAAGCUGUUAUGGCGGGACCCCAGAAAUGUGGGCUGGAAGGAGAGGGUGGCCUACAGGUGGCUCAUGAUUCACAGACCCCUGAUUGGACUGAUCAGGCUCCGUAUCUUUGAGGGCGAGAAUAUGGUCGCCGAUUCUGGCAAUCUGUUUGACAAUACGCUAAAAGGCGGCCGAUUGGGUGUGUUUUGCUUCUCACAGGAGGCGAUCAUUUGGUCGGAUCUGGUCUACCGGUGCAACGAAGCGGUGCCGCAGACCAUAUACAACGAUUUGCCCCGACGUCUGCAAAGUGAGGUCGAAGUGGACACAACCAGAGCGUCGGAGAUCAUACAAGUGGGCCGUCGAAGGGCUGAGUCCUCUUCGCCCACAUUUAUCACCAAAAAUGGUUUUCGCGGAUCAAAGAAAUGAACGCAAGAAUUGAAUUUCAAUGUUCACAACAAUUGUUUCCCAAAUAUAACUGCCUUUUAAAAUGCAUUUCUACUUAUAUUUUAGGCUCCAAUCAAACAAAUAAAUAAAUGGUUAAAAAUUUAAAUAAUUUAAUCAUUAUAUUUGAAGCUAAAAAAGAG
Molecule: messenger RNA, 3188 nt
Organism: Medioppia subpectinata
Lineage: Eukaryota; Metazoa; Arthropoda; Arachnida; Sarcoptiformes; Oppiidae
Source: the annotation of a GenBank genome assembly